AUGGGCUGCCUUGCAUCGCGGCCAAGUGCUGCGCCCGCGCUGGACGAGAAACGCACAUUGCUGGACGCAUAUGCAGCAGAUAAACCCAGCCAUACACCUGUCGAUACGACGUCGCGAUUGGCGGCGCUGCGUGCGUGUAUGGACGAAGCAGGGGUGCAAGCGUACAUUGUACCGAGCGAAGACGCUCAUGCCUCGGAAUACGCUGCAGAAUGCGAUCAGCGGCUUGCAUAUGUAUCCGGAUUUACGGGCAGCUCCGGAACUGUGGUGAUUUUCGGCGACUCUGCGCACUUGUUCACCGAUGGUCGCUACCAUAUCCAAGCUGCACAGCAAUUGGACAUGCACUGGACGCUGCACAAAGUCGGUGAGCCGGGCGUGCAAGAAUGGCCAGCAUGGCUUGCAAGCAACUUGGAUGGAGCUCAGGCCGGUGUGGAUGCCACUGUGAUUUCAUACACGUUGGCAACCAAAGUAGCGUCGAUGUUGGCAGAGUGUGGGAGUGGCGUCACCUAUACAGCCAACUUGGUCGAUCAGGUAUGGCGGGAUCGACCCAAGCCUUCCCGUGCCCCGGUCUAUGUACACGAAAUGAAGUACGCAGGUGUUUCCAGCGAGUCGAAGAUUUGCGACGUGCGCACAUGGAUGCAAUCAAAAAAAGAAAACAACGCAUAUGUGCUCUCCUCCCUGGACCAAGUCGCUUGGCUCUUGAAUGUACGCGGCGCAUCGGUCCCAUGCAACCCCGUAUUUCCUUCGUACAUGAUUGUAACACCCGACCAAGCCGCACUGUUUGUUGAUGAAGCGCUGCUGUUGGGCGAAACAUGUGCGUACCUCGCGGCGAUUCCCGUUUCCGUGCACGCCUACGGCGACGUGUUCGACUGGAUUGCAGCGCUGUCCAGUGCAGGCACGCGCUUUUACUUUGACGAGAAGGCUUCUGCCGCGCUUGUGCGCGCUGCUGAGCAGUCGUUUGUGCUGCUUCCUCCUGACAACCCCCUGGCCAUGGCGAAAGCACGCAAGAAUCCCACCGAGCUCAAUGGGAUGCGAAACGCGUACCUCCGUGACGGGGCCGCUUGGGCACGCUGGGCAGCAUGGCUUGAGGAGCAAAUAGUAGUGCACGGCAAACACAUCGACGAGCGCACAGCCGCCGACGCAUUUGCGACGAUUCGUGCCCAGGAUCCGCUCUACGCGGGGAUGCAAGCCUACGAUGCGAUCAGUGCCACGGGCGCCAACGCAGCGCUUCCUCACUACGAGACCCCGCGCGACGGUGCGCCGAUCAUCAACCGGAUGAGCCCGUACCUGAACGAUUCCGGCGCGCAGUACCAUGACGGCACGAUCGAUACGACGCGCACGGUGCAUUUUGGCACACCCACCUCCCAGCAGAAACGCGCGUUUACCCGUGUGCUCCAGGGCCAUAUUGCGCUUGCGUCGGCGCGCUUUCCCGAGGGAACGACAGGCGUGCAGCUCGAUAUGCUUGCGCGCGCGCCGCUCUUCCGCGAUGGGUACAAUUACAUGCACGGCACCGGCCAUGGCGUGGGUAGUUUUUUGAAUGUACAUGAAGGCCCGUGCGCUUUUUCCGCCAAGUCCAGCGUGCCGCUGCAAGAAGGCAUCACGCUCAGUGACGAGCCGGGAUUCUACGAGGAAGGACAAUUUGGAAUCCGUAUUGAAUCUAUUUUGGCCGUGCAGUCGUGCGAGACGUACCGCGACUUUGGCCGCUUUUACGAGUUUGAAUUGCUUACACGCGUGCCGAUCCAGCGCAAGAUGAUUGAUUUUGCGAUGCUGUCCCCUGUCGAGGUCCAGUGGCUGCAGUGGCACAAUGCCAUGGUACGGGAUGCAGUGCUGCCAUUGGUACGCAAGGACCCACGCGCAGCGAAUUGGCUCCGACGUCAGUAA
This is a messenger RNA of Malassezia vespertilionis, 1878 nucleotides long. Its product is annotated as Xaa-Pro aminopeptidase. NCBI's taxonomy places the organism in Eukaryota, Fungi, Basidiomycota, Malasseziomycetes, Malasseziales, Malasseziaceae. Gene Ontology annotation, molecular function: metalloaminopeptidase activity. The record is from RefSeq and is a predicted model, not a curated record. The transcript has a single exon. Bases 1 to 1878 code for a protein of 625 amino acids.